This is a messenger RNA of Annulohypoxylon maeteangense, 1223 nucleotides long. RefSeq names its product Fructosamine kinase-domain-containing protein. The transcript is spliced from 7 exons. The coding region runs from base 27 to 1097 and encodes 356 amino acids. The record is from RefSeq and is a predicted model, not a curated record. Lineage: Eukaryota; Fungi; Ascomycota; Sordariomycetes; Xylariales; Hypoxylaceae.
AUUCUAAGGUUCCAAUACAGGCAAGUAUGGAUGCAAAUACGGAAGAGCAAGGGACCGAGAACACCCAAGAAGUGAAGGUCCCAAUCGAAGCUAUUCGCGUUAUAGAUCCCGCGGUCAUUGCUAAUCUUCCCCACGGGACCCGAGUCUUGACGAUCGCUGCCCAUGGUGCUAGUUUCUGGACCCGUACAGCCCGUCUCGAUGUCGAGGAGAAUGGGACGCGCAAGGCGUAUUUCCUCAAGACUACGUAUGGAGAAACAGGCAGGGAGAUGAUGUCGAGCGAGUUUGCGUGUAUGUCCAGGGUCCGCAGCGUCAUGCCAGAUCUCGUGCCCGCGCCCAUCGGAUGGGGAACGUAUGUUGGGAUGCCAGAUGUGCAUUUCCUUCUGUGCGAGUUCCGUCCCAUGACGGGUGACGUCCCCGCUGCCGUGGAUCUUGCUGGAAAGAUUGCGGAGUUACACCGUAAGAGUAGCGUCGGCGGUGCGAAAGCGAAAUUCGGGUCUGACGUACCGACGUUCCACGGGAAUGUGCGUGUCGACCACGGCUGGUCUCACUUCUGGGAAGAGUAUUUUGCGAGGACAACAUGGUCCCUCUUUGAGCUUGAGCUGAAGACUCGGGGAGACGAUACAGAUGUCAUAUCGAACUUAGUACCUCUUUUCGAAAAGGUCAUACCGCGGCUCCUCAGGCCAUUGCAGAUGGGUAAUCACUCUAUCCAACCAUGCCUCAUCCAUGGGGAUCUAUGGGACGGCAACACGGGGAGUGACGCAGAAACUGGCGUUUCUAUCAUUUUCGAUGCGGCUUCAUUCUAUGCUCAUAAUGAAUAUGAACUCGGUGUUUGGCGACAGCCGUGGAAUAAGAUAAACAAGUCCUACCGAGAAGAAUAUUAUAAGCACUUCCCUAAGUCGUGGCCCGAGGAAGAUUGGGACGAUCGGAAUGCCUUAUAUGCGAUUCGAGUUAAUCUCCUUGAUUCCAUACUAUACAAGGACGACCCGAGUUAUCGGCAUAUGUUGAUUUCGGGUAUGCGCGAGCUCGUCGACAAGUUUCCUGGUGGUUUCCAAGAAUGGGAAGCCUCGCAGACGAAGGGGGACGCCGAAUCGACAUAGUUGCGUCGUAUUUCUUCUUUAUAAUCGCACCUUUUAAACAUCUGGAAAUACGACAUCGUACGGCCACAUACCUACCUAGGUACCUAAUCACCUCGCGAUAUCUGAUACUACAUACAAAGCGAAUAU